Messenger RNA from Ruditapes philippinarum (Manila clam), 553 nucleotides. RefSeq names its product apolipoprotein R-like. The annotation marks the transcript as partial. The transcript has 3 exons. The record is from RefSeq and is a predicted model, not a curated record. Lineage: Eukaryota; Metazoa; Mollusca; Bivalvia; Venerida; Veneridae.
UGUUAUAUUAUUUGCAAAAUGCAUUAAAAGCUACUGAACGUGUGAGUGUGACAUAUGUUAAAUUGAAAUAUCAGUGUAAAUACAGGGAAAUGGAGUCGAAACCCAAUGGUAUAUUUAUAUCUUCCUCAUUGUAAAAUAAAGUAGAAAAACAAAAUGAAAGUUGUCAUCGGAAUUUGUUUUGUUUGUCUUGCCUAUCACGGAGUAAAUGCAAUAGAUUGUGGCAAUCCAACGACGGAAAAUGGAAUCACGUCGUUUGACAAUACAACAUACGGGUCACUUGCAAACAUCUCUUGCGAUCAAGGAUAUACACUUAUAGACGAAAACAAUUUCACAAUUUACUGCCAGGAUGACGGGCAAUGGUCUUCUGCUCCAGUUUGUGUACAAGGUUGUGACAAUCCGCAAAUAAAAAGUCAACUUAGCUAUGAAGAAAGGACCUACCUGUCAAACAUAUCGCUUGUAUGUCUUACCGACGGGUAUAUUCUACAUGGUACUCCGUAUAUCAUAUGUCAAACAAAUGGGUCUUGGACAAAAGAGCCACAGUGUUACGCAAUAG